Molecule: messenger RNA, 7507 nt
Organism: Podarcis lilfordi (Lilford's wall lizard)
Lineage: Eukaryota; Metazoa; Chordata; Lepidosauria; Squamata; Lacertidae
Source: the annotation of a GenBank genome assembly
GCGGCGGCCAUUUUGGAUCGAAAACGAGGCUGGGAGAGCGAGCGCGAUGGAGUUGAGCUGCGGUCCCUCCCAGGUACUGAGCAACAGGGGUGCAUCGCCAUCCCCAAACCUGCCGCUUUCAGCCUAUCUCAGGGCUCCCCUUCUCCUCAGUAUUGAUGCUCCACAAAUUCGGGCAGCAAUCCCUCCCUGUUACGCUUCAUAUAUGCAUCUGCACUUUAUUGCUUCAUAGAGAGAGAGGGGAGGGGAGAGAGAGUAUUACGUCUGUAUCUUUUUUCCUUGUACAUUUUAAUAGGAUCCAAGUAUUUUUGCAGCAAUGUUUUCUUUAUAUGUGCCCAUAUCAUAGCUGUCAACGUUUCCCUUUUUUUAAGGGAAAUUCCCUUAUUCCGAAUAGGAUUCCUCACAAGAAAAGGGAAAAGUUGACAGCUAUGACCCAUAUAUGAAAAAUAGUCUGGAACCUGGAAGGAUGCAGUUCGUCACUUUUGACUUAAACUAUAUAUUGUAACAGCGGCUAACAAAACAGAGGUCAUCUUAAAUUCACAUAGCAAAAGGUUUCUGUAUUGCUCUGAUAUCUUGUGUGUCACAUAAGAGCAACCGCAGAAACAGAAACAAUUUGCUGUGAAAAUUUAAUGUCUGUUAUGUUACUUGCAGUGAUGUAUGCAGGUUUUAAAAAUUUGUAUGGUCUGUCUUGCUUAUGAAAGAUAAUCACAAAGUCAGGUUGAAGUCAUGGUGAAUCUCCAAGUUAACCCCAAAUCAGGAGAGGGGUUGUGGUGAUUAUUGUGUACAUUAAAGACAUGGUACUACUAAACAGGGACUCCUCCAGAUGUUCUUCUUACUGCACAUUCAUGAUGAUCUAUGUUCAUGAUGCUAUCACGGUGGUCAGACAGGAUCCCACUUUCAAUCCUUUAGUCACAUUCCUCCAUUUCCAAUCGGAUGCACAUAUCCUGCAGCUGAUAUUCUGUAAUUUUUAUGCCACACAUGUUCCGGUUUAAUUUUGUCCCACUUUUGUUGCUCUACGAAACAGUCGUGUGAUAGUAUCAGGGAAGCAUCGCAAGCUAAAGCAGAAUAAGUCCAGCACUAUUUUUGUGUCACAGAACAUGUUGCGGAUGAAACUUGCAAUAGAACAUCAGUCUGGAGAGGCCCACAAAAUGUAAUCCUCCUAACAGGAAUGCCGUGAGCCGGUGUGGGUGUGUGCUGCCCCACUGUGGGCCAGAGAUGGAGGCAUGAAGAAGCAGCACAGACCUAGAUUGCAGCUGACACAGCAGCAAUGUAUCUCCUUCUUGGACAUGAGAAGCAGAGAUUUCUGGGAGAGCACAGGGCGCUUGUACAGUGUAAAAUCAGAGAGGAGCCUCACUGGUUCGCUGGCAGGGGAAGGUGUGUGGGCUUCUUGGAAACAAAGAAUCCCUUGUUUCUUUGUGAUGCCAAAGAGGCGAGCCUGGACUUUUCAAGGCUUAUCUAUUUAUACGUACAUAAAUUUCUAUACCACUAAAUGAAAAGGGGGAGAUCUUCUCAGAGUGGUGUACAUAAAAUUAAAGGUAAAAGCAAAGAUCAGAAGAAUGUAAAACUGCUCACAUGGCAGGGUAACUUUGCAAAAAUAAAAAGGUUUUUGAGCUAGAGUGAAAAGCGAAUCAACAAAUUGAAUAAAUUCCACAGUAUAGAGUCUGCUGUGCUCAAUUCCAUGUGGCACAAGGGACCAGCUAGCAACGCUGCUGCAGAACGUAUCAGAAUAACAGGUAGGAAUAGGGAAAGGUGGUCCCAAGGCUUUUAUACACUCAGCACCUUCAAUCUGGCCCAGUAGCCUAAACGGCCUCGGUCCUGUAUACCUGAAGGAGCGUCUCCACCCCCAUCGUUCAGCCCGGACACUGAGAUCCAGCACCGAGGGCCUUCUGGCGGUUCCCUCAUUGCGAGAAGUGAGGUUAUAGAGAACCAGACAGAGGGCCUUCUCGGUAGUGGCACCUACCCUGUGGAAUGCCCUCCCAUCAUAUGUCAAGGAAAUAUACAACUAUCUGACUUUUCACAGGGAGGGAACCGCCAGAAGGCCCUCGGAGCUGGACCUCAGUGUCCGGGCUGAACAAUGGGUGCGGAGACACUCCUUCAGGUCUGCUGGGCCGAGGCUGUUGACGGCUUUAAAAAUCAGCACCAACACUUUGAAUUGUGCUUGGAAAUGUACUGGGAGCCAAUGUAGGUCUUUACAGGAUAAAACAGUUCGGCAUGGGGAGGGUGGAGCAAAUUUGUUACUGUGCCCUUAGCCUUUCAGGGCACUACAUUUCCUAGAGCUUCUUGGGAAGGGGGGGAAGGGGCACCAAGGGCCAGGAAUAAGGAUGACCCUUGAAGCAACAACCACGCUAUUGAAAUACCAAUAAGCCGAUCAUUGUUCAGUAGGCCUUCCCUCUGGUCCUGGUGACCUGGUUGUGGCAGAUGAGCAGGUGAAAAACACCAGCGCGUCACCCUGUUGCGAGGGCAUGGCUGCAUUGCAUGACCACGGCACAUACUGCAUACCAGAAGGAGGACAUGCCCUGAAGAGGCUUGUGAGGAAGUUGCAGGACACAGCCCACCGCCAGAGCGAGCGCCUUCUUAGCCUGCAGGGAGCGGUGGAAGCCAACCAGAAGGAACACCAAGAGCUGAAGGUGAGGGUGACCAGUGACUAAUAAUAAUAAUAUUUUUAUUAUUUAUAUGCUGCCCAUCUUGACCGGGUUGUCCCAGCCACCCUGGGAGUCUUCCAGCAAAAUAUAAAAGCACAAUAAAACAUAAAAACGUCCUUAUGCAGGCAGAGCUGCCUUCAGAUGUCUCCUAAAACUCAGAUACAGUGGUACCUCGGGUUAAGAAUUUAAUUCGUUCUGGAGGUCCGUUCUUAACCUGAAACUGUUCUUAACCUGAGGUACCACUUUAGCUAAUGGGGCCUCCCUCUGCCACACGAUUUCUGUUCUCAUCCAGAAGCAAAGUACUUAACCUGAGGUACUAUUUCUGGGUUAGUGGAGUCUGUAACCUGAAGCAUCUGUAACCCGAGGUACCACUAUAGUUGUUUAUUUCCUUGGCAUCUGACAGGAGAGUGUUCCACAGGGUGGGCGCCACUGCCCAGAAGGCCCUCUGCCUGGUUCCCUGUAACUUCACUUCUUGCCAUGAGAGAAGCGGCAGAAGGCCCUCAGAGCUGGACCUCAGUGUCCGGGCUGACUAGGUGGGCAGGAAGCAGAGUUGGGUGGGGGCAACUUUGCGGAAAGCCAUGCCAACGCCGCCAUUUUGUCCUUUGCCGCACACAGGAGAGCGCGGACAGUGAGAAGUGGGCUCUCCUUUCCCACCUCGGAGAGCGCGUCUCACAGCUGGAGGAAGAGAACCGGAACCUGCGCUGGGAGCGGGAGCAGCUGGAGUCUGCAGGCCAUCGCAUGCGCAAGGAGCUGGAUGCCAGCGGCGCCACCGUCCUCUCGCUGAGCAGGCAGCUGAGGGGGCAGCGCGAGGCCCAGGCGCACCACGGGGCCUUCUCCCUCGAGAGCGUCCAGGGCGACGGCAAGCGGCUGAGGUUCUACACGGGCUUCGACAGGUACCCCCGCCUGGUGGCCUUUCUGGACUUCCUCCUCGAGGGCGAGCAUGGGGAGGUGGGGAGCCCGGAAGGCAGCCCCCACAGCGCCCUCAGCCCCGACAACCAGCUCUUCCUGGUGCUCGUCCGCCUGCGCCUGGGCCUGCUGCUUCAGGACUUGGCCUUCCGGUUCCACAUCUCCGAAUCCACGGCCUCCCGCUACUGGGCCAGCUGGACGGAGCUCAUGGAGCGGAGGUUGCGACAAGUGAGUAAAGCGAGGCAAGAACUCCUCCUUUCUACACGCCCCGGAAAAACAACACCAGAGAGUUAAUGAGAGGUGCAAUGGUGUUGGUGAAAGGAGCGUAGAAUAAUUGGGUUGGGACUAAAGGGUGGGUGGUAAGGAGCUUUCAGAUGGUGCGUGGUUGCAGCCUUUCUCUUCUGAGGCUUUUGAGGUGCAAUUCCCAUCAGCCCCAGCGAGUUGGAGGGCACAAGGCUGGUUGAGAAGGGCCUCUUCUGCCAGUCCUGCACUGCCCCCGGUGGAUGAAGUCCAGAAGUCCAGUUCACACUGUUCUCCCAGCCCCAUGUGUAGAAAGGGAAGAAAAGUGUGCUGUAGAAGCACAUUCUAUUGUCUAUGGUUUGGUUCCCACCCCCCGCCUUGAUUUUUAGGCUGUUGCCCCUCCCAACUGAGAACUUUCUUGAAUUCAGUAGUAAAAAUGAUAUUCAAGAGCACAAAUCCCAAUGAAAAUUAACCCCGCGGUGAAGUCCCCAUAAAAAUUAAGUGGUGUGUGUUAGCCACAACAAACUGGUCCUAUUGGUUUCAAAGGGAGGACUUCACAACUUUUCUGUGGGUUUGGACUGUGGCAUGUGCAUCCUUGCUUUCCAAUUUCUUUUGCCCCCGUCAGUUCUCAAAUCAAAACAGAAGGCAGAACUACUGCCCCCUUUCCUGUUGACCCUCUCCUCAUUCCUUGAAACUAACAAUCCAGAAAUGAGAGCCCCCAACCAUCGCGCAAUUUGGCCUAUGUUUGCAUUAAUCUUUUGCAGCACGAGGGCCACAUUUCUUUCUGGGGGCCAUGUGCUAAGGGUGGGCAGGGGAACAAAUAUAGUUUACCUUUGUACAGCAGGAUAGUUUUUAUGCAUACCCUCUAUCUCCUGUCCAGGCAAGCAAGAGGUCUCAUCAAAGAUCAAGAAUUCAGGCAGGCAAAAGCAGUUAAGGAGCAAAGCAGGGCCAGUGAGGAGUGUGGCUUAGGGAGAGGGGUGUGGCGUGAGGAGAGUCCCAAGGGCCAGGUAAGAGUAGCUUGGAGGGCCAGAUUCGUCCCAGAGUCUGAGGUUCCCCAUUCCUGUUUUUAACCUUUGUCAGAGGCAGUCAUGCUUCUGAAUACCAGUUCCUGGAAGUCAGGUAGCAGGGAGAGGGUACCGUUAUGCUCAGAUCCUGCUUGCAGGCUUCCCACAGGCUCCUGGUGGGCCACUGUGAGAGCAGGAUGCUGGACAAGAUGGGUCACUGCCCUGAUGCAGCCGGCCAUUCUUACAGAUGUCUUCUCCUCCCUCCAGAUCCCAGUUGCCUGCAGCCAGCGCUACAUAGAUGCUUUCAAGCCACAGCAGCCACUCAGGCACCAUGAUGUGCCACUGGUGGCUCUGGACUGCGCAGAACUGUUGUUCGAAGCCCAGGGGCGGUCAAGAGGCAGAGGAGGAGAUGCCCCUCAGGUUCCCAGGGCUCGGUACUCACUGCACGGCUAUGCUCUGGCUGCUCCCAGCGGCUUCCUGACGUUCAGUGCCGGGACUGGCAAAGAAUUGCCUGUGUUGCCGCCGUUCCUGCAGGCAGGGCCUGUGGAGUUGACAGCCCAGCAGGAGGCGGCCAAGAGGCAAGUGCUGAGCUUGCGGAGCCUGACGGACAAGGCUUUCGGCUACCGCUUCCUGCGUGUCGUUCACCCGCAGAACAUGGAGGGCCAAGUGGGCAGGGCGUGGACCAUUUCCUGCUACCUGGCUUGCCUGCUGCACGACCCCAUGGGGCUAGGCUAGGGCAAAGGAGUCCUGCUCCCCCAACAGUCUCAACACUUCUGUGUCACCUUCAUUGAACGCUGCUCCUAUUCCCACACCUGCAUUGUAAUUUUAUUGCUGGGCCCUACUUGGUGCGUCAGAAUCCGUGCUGCAGAAUGAAUGCACCUUUUAGGACACCUGUGUUUCUGCUUUCCUUGACCACCAGUGAUAGUAACCAGGAAACUAAUCCAAAAUUCAUUUGAUAUCUUGGUUGAGCACCCCCAGACCCAACAUUUAGCAAUACUUUUAUCUUUAAAAAAAAAAAAGUCUUCCCUAAACUGUAUUUUAAAAUUCUAGUUCAGUAACUGAUAGGCACCAGCAGGAGUCCUUUUUCCAACCAACAUGUCUCCCACCCUCCAGCUCCUGCAAAUACCUCUCUUCUCUCCCUCCCUCCCUGACACUUUUCUUUUAUGUCUGACAUUUCCAAAACACUUCACAUAAUUAUUGUAUAGUAUAAUUAUAAUUAUAAGUAUAAUUGUAUAGUAUAAUUAUUGGGUCAUCUCAUCCACUCAUGUUCAGUAAAGAUUGUGGGAAGACUCAAAGCAGGUUGGGAGGGGAGAGACAUCCUGAGAAAAGACUGAUGUUCAGGCAAACCAGACGUUGUUGGGUCUACAACCUGCCUUUACAAUCUUCCUAGCGCUCGACUGUCUUAACAAAUGACACGACAUGGGGUUUUUUAAUUUAUAUUCAGAAUAGCAAAUUUAAUCCAUCGCAUCACAGCCUUCAAAUAUUUCAAGACCCAAUCUAGUUUUUGUAGCCUCGACUGGCACGGCGACCUCGAGCCCGCUCAAACUUGCGGCCCUUGGAUCUGAUGUAUGGCCUGCAAAGUGGAAAAUGUAAGAGGAGUUAGUAACACAAAUAGGAGCCUGCUCUUGCCUAGUAGAUACACUGCUUCAGGAAGGAGAUGCGUGCACAGUAGCCUCUGAAUUCAGAGGUGCUACAGAAUCGUGGGGCUCUCUUGCUCCCACCUUCUAUCCUUCACCUCCCUAACCCCAAAAAGGCUCCCCCCUCUCACAGACUGUCCUAGCUGCCUGAAAAAGUGAGAAGGCGUCAAUGGAAUUUACUCUGCUUCCUCUCCCAAAAUUCCCAGAGCGUCUGAAAUCCAAGAGCUGUAAUCUGAAUCCAAACCCCCCUUCAACUUCUAGAGUACAGAGAAAAAGAGGCAAAUGGGGGGUCAUGGCUGUAUGGCAAAUCAUGCAAGAGAAUGUGUCUUGUACGCUAUAAAGUGUUGCCAACUAGUUGAAAUACUUGGGAUUGGGUGUGGAAAGCCUGUUUUAAUGCUCACAGGAUAGCCUAAUUAACUCUCUUAGGCAGCUAUGAGGUUCAGAACGCUAUGGUGAGACUUCCAAGACUUGAUUCCUUGGAAGAAUGGGAUUCAAAGGUCAGAAAAGGCCUUUUAGGGCCCUUUGUAAGUAUAAUACUGAAGCUAUACCACAGAAGAACAGGAAGUAAUAAAGUGAUUGUGUAAACAGGAGAAAAAUCAUAUUUUUUCCUCAAAAACCUACAAUUAUCUUGAGGGGCAGCAUGGUAAAUGGGAAGAGGCUAGCAGGAGACCUGGAGCCUGAGGUACUCACUUAGUGUGGCUGUGUGGGGUUCCAGGGGCCUUGCCAAAAUGCCUGUAAACUUCGCGAGCCUUCCUGGGUCCUGCAGGAGGCAAGUCAGAAAAGAUGCUUUAGUCAUACUGAGGCAUCAGCAGCAAACUAGCACCUGCAAGAACUUCGCAAGCCUCAAGAGCUUGGUACCAUCCUCCCGACUCACCAGAAAGCAGCACCGUUCCUUGGCCCUUGGGGGCAGCCAUGGCCAACUGGUCAAAAGUCAUGAUCUGACCACCAGCUUUCAGGAUGCGGGUACGGGCUCCUCGGGUCACUCUCAGGGCACAAACCUUGGAGGAAAAGGGAAACGGGUUGCAACGUGAGAUGAAGUAUGUCAUUUGUUUGCUUCAAAAAUAAAAUUUGCACCUUCAUC